This is a messenger RNA of Phlebotomus papatasi, 3025 nucleotides long. It is a transcript of the gene Cul2, whose product is annotated as cullin-2. Gene Ontology annotation, biological process: protein ubiquitination; SCF-dependent proteasomal ubiquitin-dependent protein catabolic process. The record is from RefSeq and is a predicted model, not a curated record. Bases 256 to 2532 code for a protein of 758 amino acids. The transcript is spliced from 5 exons. Gene Ontology annotation, molecular function: ubiquitin protein ligase binding. NCBI's taxonomy places the organism in Eukaryota, Metazoa, Arthropoda, Insecta, Diptera, Psychodidae. Gene Ontology annotation, cellular component: SCF ubiquitin ligase complex; Cul2-RING ubiquitin ligase complex.
AGUUAAAUUUUAGAUUCACAGCAAGCACACAGCAAAAUAAAAACGCUGAAAUUUUUUUAUUUUCAGUUGGCAAUCCUGACAGUGAUGCUGUCAGAAACAUAACCUAGAAUUAUUGGUCAAAGUUGUGAAAAUUCAUCUUGUACAGAGAUUUUAUAUUUAUUCACUAAUUUAACAUAUUUUUCACCUGUAAAUUGUUUAUUUGGAAACACGAAGAGAAGUGAAUAUUGUGAGAGAAAGUGUUGGAUGUGAGUAGAGAUGUCAUUGAAACCGAAACGAGUGAAUUUCGACCAAACAUGGGAAGGUCUGAAGGAGACUGUCAAGGAAGUAGUAACAUUGAGCAAUGUUAAGCGUGAUAUUUGGAACAAUCGAUUUGGGGAUGUUUAUUCAAUAUGCGUGGCAUAUCCUGAGCCCCUGGCUGACAAAUUGUACUCUGAGACGAAAAAUCUGCUGGAGAGUCAUGUGGAGAAUAUGCUGGCGACAAAAGUGGCGCCUGCUAUUAACUCACAGGGCAGCGAUGUGAGUGAUACCCUUUUGUGGCGAUACUAUGAGGCAUGGUCAGAAUAUAGUCGGGGUAUUGGGUACCUCAAUUUCCUCUACAUGUACUUAAAUAUGCAGCACAUCAAGAAGAAGAAGUUAUCCGAGCCAGAAACUCUCUAUGCCAGUGUAUCGAGUGACAUUCAGGAGCAAAUGGAAAUUGGGGAACUUGGGUUGGAUAUAUGGCGUGUUAAAAUGAUUGAAUCUCUGGGGGAGGAAUUGGUGAAGCAAGUUCUCGAGGGCAUUAAGGCAGAUAGAAUGGGCACAGAAACUAAUUCACGCAAUGUCGAAGUAAUUCAUGGAGUUAUUCAAAGUUUUGUCCAAGUGCAGGAUUAUCGAAAAAAGGGCAAUCUCAAGUUGUACCAGGAGUUAUUUGAGAAGCCAAUGCUUGCCACCAGUGGUGAAUAUUAUCGCAGUGAGGCUGUAAAAAUCCUGCAAAAGUGUUCGGUGAGCAAGUACAUGGAGGAGGUGAUUAGGAAAUUGGAAGAUGAAAAGAGGAGAGCAGAGAAAUUUCUGCAUCAUAGCUCAAUUCCGAAAUUGAGGAAGGAGUGUCAGGAAAGAAUGGUUACGGAUCACAUUGAUUUCCUGUAUUCGGAGUGCAAGGAAAUGGUGGCGCAGGAGCGACGGGAAGAUCUCAAGAACAUGUACAUUUUGCUCAAACCCGUACCAGAUGGACUUAAGCAGCUUAUCCUUACAUUUCUGGAUCACAUUAAGAACGAAGGCAACGAGACCAUUUCGACGCUCAAAGGCGACAAUAUUCACAUCCAAUUUGUGGAAAAUAUGCUGCAGGUUCAUCAUAAGUACGAAGAACUGAUCAGUGACACAUUUAGUUUUGGCUAUGCCGUAGAUCCGCACUUUUUGAGUGCUUUGGACAAGGCGUGUGCCAGUGUCAUUAAUACUACUAUUCGAAUUGGGGAGAAACAAACGUGCCGAAGUGCCGAACUGGUAGCCAGGUACUGUGAUAGUCUGCUGAAAAAGUCAAAAUCGACGGAGAGUGAGAUUGAUACGAAACUCACAAAAAGCAUCACGAUAUUCAAGUACAUCGAAGACAAGGAUGUAUAUCAGAAAUUCUACAGCCGAAUGUUGGCCAAACGGCUGAUUCAUGAGCAAUCACUUAGCAUGGAUGCCGAAGAGGCUAUGAUUAAUCGACUGAAGCAGGCGUGUGGCUAUGAGUUUACCAAUAAGCUCCACCGAAUGUUCACGGAUAUCUCUGUGUCGGCGGACUUGAACAACAAGUUCAAUAUUUACCUCAAGGAUAAUAAAGUGGAAAUUGGGAUAUCGUGCCAGAUAAAAAUUCUGCAAGCUGGAGCAUGGCCCCUAGGACCAACUCAGGUGGUCAUUCCUUUUGCUGUCCCCCAAGAAUUUGAGAAGUCCAUUAGAAUGUUUGAAGCCUUUUAUCACACCAAUUUCAAUGGACGCAAACUCACCUGGUUGCACUAUUUGUGUCAGGGAGAGUUGAAGCUGGGUUACCUAAAAAAAUCCUACAUCGUCACCAUGCAGACUUACCAGAUGGCCAUUUUGUUGUUGUUUGAGUGUGUUGAUAUGAUGGUGUGUAAGGAAAUCCAGGAAACACUACAACUCAACACGGACACUUUCCAGAAACACAUGCAAAGUUUGAUUGAGUCAAAAUUGCUGCUGGCCAGUACUGAAGAACUCAAAGAUGACACAGAAAUCCGACUUAAUUUUGACUACAGCAAUAAGAGGACAAAAUUCAAGAUAACAGCAGCAUUGCAGAGGGAGACACCACAAGAAGUGGAGCAUACCAUGAAUGCUGUGGAUGAGGAUAGAAAACUCUACCUUCAAGCUGCCAUUGUGAGAAUCAUGAAGUCACGCAAGAUAUUGCGCCACAAUGCACUUGUCCAAGAGAUUUACACUCAGUCGCGAGUGAGCUUUGCUCCCAGCAUACUGAUGAUUAAGAAGUGUAUAGAGUCACUGAUUGAGAAGCAGUACAUCGAAAGAACGCCCAAUUCCACCGAUGAGUACAGCUAUGUGGCAUAAAGAGUGAUCUCUGUCCUUGUCCAGGACAUUACUCAAAGGAACCUUAAUGGGAGGACUUUCGUUGCAUGACCCAACAGAAGGACAACCCACGAGGACAGAAACACAGUUAAGCAAAUUCUUUUUAUACUUCCGCAAGAAAAAAAAAAUUAAUUGAAAAGAUAUACAUUUUAUUAGCAAAUGAAAGGGGAAAAAAUAUCUCAGAGGCAGAAGAAAAUUAAUCAUUGUUACUAAUCGAACGUAUCCCGACAAAGAAAAAUUAAUUGUGAAGUGAUAGACAAAAAAGAAAUUGAAAUAUUUAAGAAAUCUCUUAUAUAGUGACACUAUUGGCGGAUAAUUUUUCUCUCCUAUUUCCUGAAAGGAGAAACAUAUGAAGGAAAAGAAAAAGUGUGAGAAGGAUGAGAAUUUUCUUUGAAACAUCGUUAUUUGUGAGACAACUUUUUGUUUUUCUUAAUCUUUCGCUCUUGAUGCGCAUUAAAUUGAGAUACUGACUUUC